Botrytis cinerea B05.10 is the source of this 752-nucleotide messenger RNA. RefSeq lists its product as hypothetical. The transcript has 2 exons. The coding region runs from base 271 to 495 and encodes 74 amino acids. The record is from RefSeq and is a predicted model, not a curated record. NCBI's taxonomy places the organism in Eukaryota, Fungi, Ascomycota, Leotiomycetes, Helotiales, Sclerotiniaceae.
GGGGGUCGAAUUCGGAUUGAAGAGCUCGGAUUCGCUUGACCCAUCUCGGAUUCUCAUCCGAGCUCCGCCCUCCACGGAAUGUCCGAUUCAUCAAUCCUCCAACAUCCUCCAUUAUAAGAAAGAACUUAAUUCCUCAAAUUUUCAAAACCACACCACAUCACUACACCCAUCUCACAAAACUUCCACCUCACACUAUCUUGCCAUUUCCUAACAUUGCAUAUCAUUCACACAAUCAUACAGAACCCGCUAGAAACGAACCAAUACACCAUUAUGGGUCUGAUCAAACUCGGCGUCAAAGGCGGUCUUGUCUACCUUGUCGCAAAUAAAAUCGCAGAAUCCAUCAAUAAAGACGACCAAAAGAAAGGUGCACAAGAGCAGCAGCAUUCAGGAAAAUGCUCAUGCAACGAUAUUUCCUCUGCAAGUCCUUUAUACCAGUCACAAUGGCGGCGCUAUCAAGAACCUUCAUCCAGCCAACCUCCUCCCUACCAAGCCUAGUCAAUUGCAUCUGGAUAUUGCAGAUAGUAGAACCAUGAUGGGUUAGGUUGACAAGCCAUGGGAUCAUCUUCGCCUUGAGAGUCACUGCAUGAUUGAACAAUUGAACACCGCUGGCUUUAUCUCGAUUUCUCCCUUUGGCAAUGAUAUUGUGUAAACACGAUUUGAAUAGCGAACAAGAAGCAACGAACCCAACUUUGGCAUUCAAAGAACGGGACAUAGAUCAUGGGAGCCUAGUCUAGACAAAAUCGAGCUUCACA